GUAAGCUGAAGGGUUGAUGAGGGAGAGAAUGAGCUUACCUAGCUAGCUAGACCUAGCUAGGGUCACUCCCACACAACCAAAAAAAUAAUAAUUCAUUUCAUUCCUCUCUUUUGUUCUUUUGUAAGAUAGAGAGUGUGCCCCUCACCAUUUAUUGCCCCUCUUCUCUAUCUCUUGUCCUUGCUUGCUACUUGCCUCUUCAUCCUCUUCUUCUUCACCCUCCACUCCACUGCUGGUUUUAAGCCAAUCCCCCCCUUAUCUCUCUCUCAUUGCAUCCAACUCUUGCAUUCCCAGCUUCAUCUCCACCUCUCUCAAGCCCUAAUACUCCCUAGCUUGCUUCCCUCUUUCCCAACCACAAAAACUAGGGUUUUCUUAUCCGUGAUCUACUGUUUUUUUGAGUAGCUGAUCUGAAUUUAAAGGGUUGGCAAGUUGGCUGGGAAAUCAACUUGCACAAAGCGAAACCUACUACGCAGCUUUUGUGCUUCCAGAGAGCUGUUAGACCCUAACAAUGGCGGCUUCAUCAUCAUCAUCAUCGUCAACAACAACAAGCAGCAGCAGCAGCGCGUACAACUCACCGUGCGCGGCGUGCAAGUUCCUCCGCCGCAAGUGCAUGCCGGGUUGCAUCUUCGCGCCCUACUUCCCGCCGGAGGAGCCGCACAAGUUCGCCAACGUCCACAAGAUCUUCGGCGCCAGCAACGUCACCAAGCUCCUCAACGACCUCCUCCCCCACCAGCGCGAGGACGCCGUCAACUCCCUCGCCUACGAGGCCGAGGCGCGUGUCCGCGACCCCGUCUACGGGUGCGUGGGUGCCAUCACGUUCCUCCAGAGGCAGGUCCACCGCCUCCAGAAGGACCUCGACGCCGCCAACGCCGACCUCAUCCGCUUCGCCGCCACCAUCCCGGCUGUCGCCCAGGGAAGGCCGCCGUUCGAUCCCUUGGUCAUGAAUAGGAGGAGCGUCGGAGGAGGGUAUUAUGGUAAUAACAACAUGGGGCUGCCGCCGUUCCCUUACGGUGGCGGAGGGCUGCCGUGGAGCGAUGAGGAGGAGGAUCAGAUGAAUGGAAGAGGAGGAGGUGGUGGUGGAAAUAUGUGA
This is a messenger RNA of Linum tenue, 1087 nucleotides long. NCBI's taxonomy places the organism in Eukaryota, Viridiplantae, Streptophyta, Magnoliopsida, Malpighiales, Linaceae. The record is from the annotation of a GenBank genome assembly.